Messenger RNA from Prosopis cineraria, 1527 nucleotides. Its product is annotated as E3 ubiquitin ligase BIG BROTHER-related-like. The record is from RefSeq and is a predicted model, not a curated record. The transcript has a single exon. Lineage: Eukaryota; Viridiplantae; Streptophyta; Magnoliopsida; Fabales; Fabaceae. The coding region runs from base 620 to 1219 and encodes 199 amino acids.
GACAUUUGUUUUUCUUCCUCAAUGGCAAAGAAUAACAUGUUCAGCGAUGUCUGAACAAUUGUUGCUGAAGAUUUUUAUUCGUCCUGAAAUCACCAAGAAUGAUCUCAGACGCAGAUUUGUUGGCAACGGGAUGCACUUGUAUGAAGGCUGUACAGUGAUACAGCGAUACACUGUGGAAACUGGAAAGAAAUAGUAUGCUUUGCCUCAAGAAAUUGGCGAACGGCAUUGCCGUGUAGAAACAAAUAAAAGCAAUAUGUAGUCUGUAAACAAUGGUUAAGAACGAAGCAGCAACAAACGGCAAUUGAUGUCUUUAGUUACGUAAAAAGGUAUAAUGCUACUUACGGAGGAUGCGUUGUUAUUGCUUGAAUUGAAAGCUGCCUCGUCCAGAAAAAAUGUUCAAAGUUUGUGGGCGUAGUUGGCAACCUCAAGGUGAGAAACCUUGAUAUAGCCAAGAAUCUGGAAUCUCAAGCAUCCAUGACAAAAGGUUUCCAUUACUUGACAUGAAAGUUUCUCCAAAAAUAUGCCUCCGUUCAUUCUCUCAAAUACCAAAGUCGCUUUGUCUCUGUUCAGCUCAACCCAUAUCCAUCAGUUGUAGCGGAACGCCUCUUGCUCCUUCCAAAUGGAACCAGAAGAGGGCAAACAAUCUUCCCACAAAACCCCAUACACUGAACUCGAGCAAGUUAACUCUGAUUUCACCCUGGCAAUCGCUUUGCAAGAGCAAGAGGGAACCUUCACAAGGUUUGCCACCAUGGACAGUGAAGAAAGCGGCAAUGAAGAUGAAAGUGAGUCAUCUUUUGAAGAUGAAGAUGAUGAUGAAUAUGCUGACUUUUCUGAGAGCCAAGAAUUCGAAUUAGGAGACCUUCAGUUUCUUGAGGGUGAAGGAAGCAACGACGAAGAGAUGGAAGAAGAUGAGAUAGAUCCGGAUGAACUAUCCUACGAGGAGCUGAUUGAAUUGGGGGAAUUUAUAGGAGAGGAGAGGAGAGGAUUGUCAGCAAAUGAAAUCCCUUGCUGCUUGCAUCCGUACACUUGCCAUUUUGCUGAAAACAAGACUGGAAUAGAUCGUUGUGUGAUAUGUCAGGUUGAAUAUGAGGAAGGCCAAGCACUAAUGGCACUUCAAUGUGAGCACCCUUAUCAUUCAGAAUGCAUAACCAAGUGGCUUCAGAUUAAGAAGGUUUGUCCAAUUUGUAGCACUGAGGUUCUCCACUUCAAAGCUGACUAAGAACUCUUAAUCGCACCCUACAACUAAUUUGUAAAUGUAUAUUUCAGAAAAUAAUUAAGGAGCACUGAAACAAUCAGAACAUUACAUGGCAAAUGAGCAGUCGUCGCAGAAAUUUAAUGUUUAAAAAAACACAAAUAAUUUAAAAUUCUUAAUGUUAUUAGUAUCUCUAUUGGUUGACACGAUUUCAACCUCAUAAUUUAUAUUCUCAGAUUAAAGUAUAUUCGUCAAAUAAUUACUUCUGCAUAUUUUCCUCCCUAAUUUUUUUUUUUUUGGUUGUUUCCUUCCAUCAAGAUUUUUUUUUUAAUUUU